Messenger RNA from Staurois parvus, 1770 nucleotides. NCBI's taxonomy places the organism in Eukaryota, Metazoa, Chordata, Amphibia, Anura, Ranidae. The record is from the annotation of a GenBank genome assembly.
AUGGCUGCGGCUGACGGGGACGAUUCUCUGUAUCCCAUCGCCGUCCUCAUCGAUGAGUUGCGGAAUGAGGACGUGCAGCUCCGCCUGAACAGUAUUAAGAAGCUCUCCACUAUCGCUUUGGCUUUGGGUGUAGAAAGGACCCGCAGUGAGCUUCUGCCAUUCCUGACAGAUACGAUCUAUGAUGAAGAUGAAGUGCUGCUGGCUUUGGCUGAACAAUUGGGGACCUUUACUUCACUGGUUGGGGGACCAGAAUAUGUACACUGCUUACUGCCGCCGUUAGAGAGUUUGGCCACUGUUGAGGAGACAGUGGUGAGGGACAAAGCCGUGGAAUCCCUCCGAGCCAUUUCUCAUGAACACUCUCCCUCAGACCUCGAGGCGCACUUUGUACCCCUGGUGAAGCGCUUGGCCAGCGGCGACUGGUUCACCUCACGCACUUCUGCAUGCGGUCUGUUCAGCGUGUGUUAUCCACGGGUCUCCAGCACUGUAAAAGCGGAACUUAGACAACAUUUCCGGAAUCUGUGUUCAGAUGACACCCCAAUGGUAAGACGAGCAGCUGCCUCUAAAUUGGGGGAAUUUGCAAAAGUAUUGGAGCUGGAACAUGUCAAAAGUGAAAUAAUCCCAAUGUUCUCCAACCUGGCCUCAGAUGAGCAGGAUUCUGUCCGUCUUUUGGCCGUGGAGGCCUGUGUGAAUAUUGCUCAGCUUCUACCUCAGGAAGAGCUGGAGCCGCUGGUGAUGCCGACACUGAGACAAGCUGCUGAGGAUAAGUCCUGGCGUGUUCGUUACAUGGUGGCAGACAAAUUCACAGAGCUCCAGAAAGCAGUUGGCCCAGAAAUCACAAAGACAGACUUGGUCCCGGCCUUCCAGAAUCUGAUGAAGGACUGUGAGGCGGAGGUGCGAGCUGCGGCUUCCCACAAAGUUAAAGAAUUCUGUGAGAACUUGUCAGCCGACUGUCGGGAGAACGUCAUCAUGACGCAGAUCCUCCCAUGUGUCAAGGAAUUGGUUUCAGAUGCCAACCAGCAUGUGAAAUCUGCCCUGGCCUCCGUCAUCAUGGGCCUGUCCCCCAUCCUGGGGAAGGACAAUACUAUAGAGCAUCUUCUUCCUCUUUUCUUGGCCCAGCUGAAGGAUGAGUGUCCAGAAGUGAGACUCAACAUCAUCUCCAACCUGGACUGUGUGAACGAGGUCAUCGGCAUCCGCCAGCUCUCCCAGUCCCUUCUUCCCGCUAUCGUGGAGCUGGCUGAGGACGCCAAGUGGCGCGUGCGCCUGGCCAUCAUCGAGUACAUGCCUCUCCUCGCAGGGCAGCUGGGUGUAGAGUUCUUUGAUGAGAAGCUGAACUCCUUAUGUAUGGCCUGGCUUGUGGAUCACGUAUACGCCAUCAGAGAGGCAGCUACCAGCAACCUGAAGAAGCUGGUCGAAAAGUUUGGUAAAGAGUGGGCUCAGGCCACCAUCAUCCCAAAAGUGCUGGCAAUGUCCAACGACCCGAACUAUCUGCACCGGAUGACCACCUUGUUCUGUAUCAAUGUGCUCUCUGAGGUUUGUGGACAGGACAUCACCACUAAGCACAUGUUACCCACAGUAGUGCGGAUGGCAGGCGAUGCCGUGGCGAAUGUGCGUUUUAAUGUUGCCAAGUCUCUCCAGAAGAUCGGUCCCACACUGGACAACAGCACCCUACAGAACGAUGUGAAACCAGUCCUGGAGAAGUUAACUCAAGACCAAGAUGUAGAUGUGAAAUACUUUGCACAGGAAGCCCUCACAGUGCUGGCUUUGGCGUAA